AUGGUCAAUCUACCUGAAACCUUUGCCGCUAUUCCACGCCAGGAGUUCCUCCUCGGCCCUUCGCCAAUCCACCUCUUACCCCGGAUGACCGCAGAUCUCGGGGGCCAGGUCAAGAUAUAUGCAAAGAGAGACGAUGUCAGCUCCGGCCUAGCAUACGGCGGCAACAAGACACGCAAACUCGAGUAUCUGGUCGCCGAUGCCAUUGCCCAAGGAUGCGAUACUCUCGUUAGCAUCGGCGGAAUCCAGAGCAACCAUACCCGUCAGGUUGCCGCAGUGGCAGCUCGAAUGGGGUUGAAAUGUGGUCUGGUGCAAGAGAAAUGGGUUGAAUGGUCUGACCCAGGCUACGAGAAAGUCGGCAACAUCCAGCUUUCCCGACUGAUGGGCGCUGACGUGCGGAUCAAGAAGAUGACCACCUUUGGAAUCGAACACAAGGAUACCUUGAAAGCUUUAACGAAAGAAUAUGAAGCCAAGGGCCAGAAACCUUACUAUAUACCCGCCGGAGCAUCCGAUCAUCCCCUGGGCGGCCUCGGUUUUGCACGCUGGGCCUUCGAAGUUCGUGAACAAGAGAAGGAACUGGGUAUCACUUUUGAUAACAUUUUCGUGUGCGCAGUGACGGGCUCCACGAUGGCAGGAAUGGUCGCUGGCUUCAAGCUGAUUGAAAAGUUAUACCCGGAUGAACCAAAGAGGAAGAUCAUUGGAAUCGACGGCUCGGCUACCCCGGAUAAAACCCGCGCCCAGGUUCUUCGUAUUGCGAAGGGUACCGCAGAGAAAAUUGGUUUAAAGGCAGAUGAUAUAACGGAGGCAGAUAUCGUGCUAGACGAAAGAUACCAUGCAGGAACUUACGGCAUUCCUGAUAAGCAGACCUGGGAGGCGAUUGAAUACGGGGCUAAAAUGGAUGCAUUCAUUACGGACCCGGUGUAUGAAGGGAAGAGUCUUGCUGGGCUGAUGGGGUAUCUGAGGAACGGCGAGAUAAAGACUGGGAAUAUCCUCUAUGCGCAUCUCGGUGGACAGUUGGCUCUGAAUGCCUAUUCUCAGCUUGGACAUGUUGAAUGA
Molecule: messenger RNA, 1053 nt
Organism: Arthroderma uncinatum
Lineage: Eukaryota; Fungi; Ascomycota; Eurotiomycetes; Onygenales; Arthrodermataceae
Product: 1-aminocyclopropane-1-carboxylate deaminase
Exons: 1
Coding region: 1-1053 (350 amino acids)
Biological process (GO): amine catabolic process
Molecular function (GO): D-cysteine desulfhydrase activity; pyridoxal phosphate binding; 1-aminocyclopropane-1-carboxylate deaminase activity
Source: RefSeq, a predicted model, not a curated record